Messenger RNA from Serpula lacrymans var. lacrymans S7.9, 657 nucleotides. RefSeq lists its product as uncharacterized. Bases 1 to 657 code for a protein of 218 amino acids. The record is from RefSeq and is a predicted model, not a curated record. NCBI's taxonomy places the organism in Eukaryota, Fungi, Basidiomycota, Agaricomycetes, Boletales, Serpulaceae. The transcript is spliced from 2 exons.
AUGUCAUUGCAACAAGAUAUGAAUGCUCUGCUGCACACUAUGCAUACGCAGAAUGCAAUGUUAACUUUGCAACUCGCCGAGCUGCAGAACAACCCCCCUGCGGCAACCCCCUCGGUUGAGAAGAAGUUCAACAAGAAAGUAGAAGUCGUCGCUGACCCUGGCGCCUUCGAAGGAGACAGAGCAAAUUGGGACGCAUUUGCCGACGACUUUGAGGUAGCCACUGCAGUGCGAUCUCGACUAAAAGGAUCUGUGGCGGGUCGAUACGCCCAAGUUAGACUGCAGGAAUGCUACACCGCGGGAGUGUGGCCAACCUGGGAAGAUCUCAAGAAGGAGAUCGGAAAAUACUUCAAAGUGCAGGCUGAGCGUGACUGGGCGCGUCAGCAAAUCCGUUCCUUCAAACAAAGAAACAUGAGGAUGGAUGACUAUGUUACCCGGUUCGUGGCCCUCUCCAUCCAAGGAGGGCUUGGUAAUGAACAUGCAGUAGAACUGCUGGAGCGCAAUGUGAACUCUCGCAUUGCAGAACAGAUCUACUUGCAGGAUACAAGAAAUGAGAACUUGUGUAACAACCAAGAGUUAGUUACUCUGGCGCACACAGGAACACACUAUAAAGGUAGUGGAAGAUGGGGAGUGGGUACCCCUUGGGCUGCAGUGAGUUAG